AUGAUGAUUACCAAUAUUUAUGUUAUCACAGCUAUUGCUGUAAUUGGAGGCUCGCUAUUCGGCUUUGAUCUGUCCUCGAUGUCUGCAAUCCUUUCCACCCAACAAUACAGAUGCUAUUUCAACCAGGGACCUAAUGGGCCCCCAUUUAAUAACGCAAUCCACUGUUCGGGUCCAAGUUCUACGCUGCAAGGUGGAAUCACCGCCUCCAUGUCUGGAGGUUCUUUCAUAGGAGCAUUGAUUUCGGGCUUCGUGACUGAUAUAUUCGGCCGAAAAUCCGCUAUUCAAAUGGGAUCCAUCAUAUGGAUUAUCGGAAGUACGCUCUGUUCCGCUUCUCAGAACGUUACUAUGUUAAUCGUGGGUCGAUUCAUCAACGGCUUUUGUGUCGGAAUAUGCUCAGCACAAGUUCCUGUAUAUGUUGGAGAGCUCGCGCCUCCUCAUCUUAGGGGCUUAGUAAUGGGUGCUCAGCAAUGGGCCAUCACCUGGGGGGUUUUGAUCAUGUUCUAUAUAUCGUAUGGGUCGUCCUUCCUCACAGGCCCUCUGGCUUUCCGGCUACCUUGGGGUCUUCAGAUGAUUCCCGCCAUCUUCCUUUUCUUUGGAUUAUUGUUUACGCCCGAGUCUCCGCGAUGGUUGGCAAAGAAAGAUCGCUGGGAAGAAUGCUGUCAUAUUAUUUCUUCUAUUCAUUCUAACAACAACCUUGAUGACGAAUUUAUCCAGAUGGAGAUCCAGCAGCUCAAAGAUGCCUGUGAAUUGGAGCGCCACAAGACCGAUAACACUUACUUUGAUCUAUUCCGGCCGCAUAUGAUUUGGCGGACGCACAUUGUCGUCUUCGUCCAGAUAUGGUGUCAACUAACUGGAAUAAACGCCAUUCUUUAUUACAUCACAUAUAUCUUUGGAAUGGCAGGCCUCAGUGGCAGUUCCAACCUAGUGGCUUCAUCCAUCAGCUGUGUGAUCAAUGUGGUUAUGACCGUACCCGCGCUUCUCUUCAUGGAUCGGAUCGGGCGUCGUCCAUUACUUAUCGGAGGUAGCAUCUCUCUUACCAUCUGGUGGUCCGUAUGUGCAGGCCUAAUGGGAGGCUAUGGUGCUCCAGCUCCACCAGGGGGUUUGAACUCUAUUGCCGAACAAAGUUGGUUAAUCACAGGAGCCCCUGCCAAGGUUGUUAUUGCUUGCUCCUAUCUCAUUGUGGCUUCUUUCGCUCCAACAUGGGGCCCUAUUGAGUGGGUGUAUCCAUCGGAACUUUUCCCCCUACGCCUGCGAGGCAAAGCCGCUGCAUUAUCUACUGCCAGCAAUUGGGCAUUCAACUUUGCUCUGAGCUAUUUUAUUCCGCCUGCUUUUGUCAACAUCACUUGGAAGACCUAUGUCAUUUUUGCCGUGUUCGCCUUCGCCAUGACCCUUCACGUUUUCUUCGUUUUCCCUGAGACAUCAGGGAGGACACUAGAGGAAGUUGAAGAUGCAUUCAAUGGUAUUAAGCUUGCUUGGAGAAUGGGGAAAGAUAAACACCAAGAUGAAGGGAGAACUCUCAAGCAUGGGCCGGGGCAAACAGAACGUGGAGAAGCUAUGCACCUUGAGAAUGGCCUAGAAUCGAUCUAA
Molecule: messenger RNA, 1587 nt
Organism: Penicillium crustosum
Lineage: Eukaryota; Fungi; Ascomycota; Eurotiomycetes; Eurotiales; Aspergillaceae
Product: sugar porter family MFS transporter
Exons: 4
Coding region: 1-1587 (528 amino acids)
Biological process (GO): transmembrane transport; carbohydrate transport
Cellular component (GO): membrane
Molecular function (GO): carbohydrate:proton symporter activity
Source: RefSeq, a predicted model, not a curated record